Acomys russatus (golden spiny mouse) is the source of this 2275-nucleotide messenger RNA. RefSeq names its product ER degradation enhancing alpha-mannosidase like protein 2 (gene Edem2). The transcript is spliced from 11 exons. Gene Ontology annotation, cellular component: endoplasmic reticulum; membrane. The coding region runs from base 95 to 1819 and encodes 574 amino acids. Gene Ontology annotation, biological process: carbohydrate metabolic process; mannose trimming involved in glycoprotein ERAD pathway; endoplasmic reticulum mannose trimming. The record is from RefSeq and is a predicted model, not a curated record. NCBI's taxonomy places the organism in Eukaryota, Metazoa, Chordata, Mammalia, Rodentia, Muridae. Gene Ontology annotation, molecular function: calcium ion binding; mannosyl-oligosaccharide 1,2-alpha-mannosidase activity.
GUGCGUAUCCCCGGAAGAACCAGCCGCGGCUCGGAGGAUGAGCUGGUGGCGGUGGCUGCAGCUGCUGCGGCGGCACUGACAGGACACGAGCUCUAUGCCUUUCCGGCUGCUCAUCCCUCUCGGCCUCGUGUGCGUGCUGCUGCCCUUGCACCAUGGUGCGCCAGGCCCCGACGGCACCGCGCCCGACCCCGCCCACUACAGGGAGCGAGUCAAGGCCAUGUUCUACCACGCCUACGACAGUUACCUGGAAAAUGCCUUUCCCUACGACGAGCUGAGACCUCUCACCUGUGACGGGCACGACACCUGGGGCAGUUUUUCUCUGACGCUAAUCGAUGCCCUGGACACCUUGCUGAUUUUGGGGAAUACCUCUGAAUUCCAAAGAGUGGUGGAGGUCCUCCAGGACAAUGUGGACUUUGAUAUCGACGUGAAUGCCUCUGUGUUCGAAACCAACAUCCGAGUGGUAGGAGGACUCCUUUCUGCUCACCUCCUGUCAAAGAAGGCUGGUGUGGAAGUGGAAGCUGGGUGGCCCUGUUCCGGACCUCUCCUCAGAAUGGCAGAGGAGGCAGCCCGAAAACUUCUCCCAGCAUUUCAGACCCCCACGGGCAUGCCCUAUGGAACUGUGAACCUGCUUCGUGGCGUGAAUCCUGGAGAGACUCCUGUUACCUGUACAGCGGGGAUUGGGACCUUCAUUGUGGAAUUUGCCACCCUGAGCAGCCUCACCGGUGACCCUGUGUUCGAAGAUGUGGCCAGAGUGGCCCUGAUGCGCCUCUGGGAGAGCCGGUCAGACAUUGGGCUGGUUGGCAAUCACAUCGAUGUGCUCACUGGCAAAUGGGUGGCCCAGGACGCAGGCAUCGGGGCCGGUGUGGACUCCUAUUUUGAGUACCUGGUAAAAGGAGCAAUCCUUCUUCAGGAUAAGAAGCUCAUGUCCAUGUUUCUAGAGUACAACAAGGCUAUUCGGAAUUACACCUACUUCGAUGACUGGUACCUCUGGGUGCAGAUGUACAAGGGGACCGUGUCCAUGCCAGUCUUCCAGUCCUUGGAGGCCUACUGGCCUGGCCUUCAGAGCCUUAUUGGGGAUAUUGACAAUGCCAUGAGGACCUUCCUCAACUACUACACUGUAUGGAAGCAAUUUGGGGGGCUACCAGAAUUCUACAACAUUCCUCAGGGAUACACAGUGGAAAAGCGAGAAGGCUACCCACUUCGACCGGAACUCAUCGAGAGUGCAAUGUACCUCUACCGUGCCACAGGAGACCCCACUCUCUUAGAACUUGGGAGAGAUGCUGUGGAGUCCAUUGAGAAAAUCAGCAAGGUGGAGUGUGGAUUUGCAACGAUCAAGGACCUCCGGGACCACAAGCUUGACAACCGCAUGGAGUCUUUCUUCCUGGCCGAGACUGUGAAAUACCUCUACCUUCUCUUUCACCCAAACAACUUCAUCCACAACAACGGCUCCACCUUUGACUCUGUGAUGACCCCCCAUGGGGAGUGCAUCCUGGGAGCUGGGGGCUACAUCUUCAACACGGAGGCGCACCCCAUUGACCCUGCUGCCUUGCACUGUUGCCGGAGGCUGAAGGAGGAGCAGUGGGAGGUGGAGGACUUGGUGAGGGAGCUCUCCUCUCUCAGACAGAGCAGGUCCAGAGCUCAGAGAAAGACCAUGAGUUCGGGGCCCUGGGAGCCCCGAGCAGGGCCAGGCACACACUCCUCACCUGAAAGCCGUGAGCAGCCGAGGGGGAGGCAGAGAACCCCACUUCUCAGCUGCCCUAGCCAGCCCUUUACUUCUAAACUGGCACUGCUAGGCCAGGUUUUCCUAGAUUCCUCAUAACCACUGGAUAAUUUUUUUAAUUUUUAUUUUUUUGAGACUGAGCUCUAAUAAUAAAUCUGCUUUUGGCUAUCAAGUUGUACGCACUGGACUCUUAGUGAGAUUUUGCUCAAAAAAAGGAUUUGUGCUAAACAAUCAUGAAUAUUGCUUGUCCCACUCAGCCAGUUGGUAAGGGACUAAACACUGAGGUGCCUGUCUACAUAGCCCCAGGGCUAAAUAUUGAAUCCUUCUUCUUUCUCUGGCAUCUCUGGGGAAGGUGAUGUCACCAGCAUUUCUUUGUUGGUUUUUCCAACACAUGCUUUCAGCUUUUAACUGCCUCCUUCAUCCACGUGUCCUUCUAGGCAAUAGAGGUUUAUUAAGCACCUCUGGGUGCCAGCCAUAACCCCAGAGAGUCAGAAAACAAAGAAAACUGAUUUUAUUCCUGUUGGAACUAGAUUCUGGUAGAGAGAGAUAAACUAG